CUUUACGGAACGACCACCAGAUGAAACUGGCACCGUCUUUGAUGCAGGCCAGCCAACUUGAUCUCCGAUGUGCGAAGUGAUAACACAAACAAAAGCUUAUCGCGACGUUUCGAAAUUAGUAUCGGUGAAAGUGCUGGAUUAUUGUUUAUCGAGUGAUCUGUGAAGGAGCGAGUGCAGUGUCCAGGCGGCCAGUGUUUUGUGUGGAAGGACCUUGCAAGGACUGUGAUUGCUAAUAUUUUCGAACUGUGAAAAUCAAUAAGAUGAAUCAACAGUGCAAAGUGUGUGGAGAACCUGCAGCGGGUUUUCAUUUUGGUGCUUUCACCUGCGAGGGAUGCAAGUCAUUCUUCGGAAGAUCCUACAACAAUCUCAGCUCGAUCUCCGAAUGCAAAAACAACGGAGAGUGUAUCAUCAAUAAGAAGAACCGCACAGCGUGCAAAGCUUGUCGUCUUCGGAAAUGCCUCUUCGUCGGGAUGUCCAAAAGCGGCUCGCGCUACGGCAGACGCUCCAACUGGUUCAAAAUCCACUGUCUCCUCCAAGAACAGCAGCAGCAGCAACAACAGCAAGCCAACAUGAAUGCUCAGCAGCAAGGCAUAAAACACCCUCAGAAAACCCCGCCGCUGCCCCACCCGUCCCUCGGCAUGGGUCUGUUGGGGAUGAGCGCCUUUCCCCCGCCACUCUUGCACCUGCCUAAGACAAAGGAGGAGCUGAUGCUGCUUGGUCUGGACGAAUACAAGCAUUCAGCGUCUCCUUCCGUAAGUUCGCCGGAAUCUCAUAACUCUGAUUCAUCUGUGGAAGUUAGCGACGCCAGGAGACUCCCGCUGUUUCCCGGGCUGUUACCUCACACUUUCCUCCCGCCACCGGGUCUCAUGUUCCCGCCCGGCUACUCCCCGCUCUAUCCUGGACUCUUGCAACCUGCCAAUAACAACAACAGACUCAUCAGAAACCACAAUCCUGGCGUUGAAGCUUUCAAUAAGAGGAUAUUUCUGGACGCAGUUCUACAGUCACAGCGCACCCCUACCCCCGAAGAAGUGGAACCGCCCGUUCCUGCCGUCUCUCCCAUCCAGGAGGAUCCUAUUGACCUGAGCAUGAAGACGAACAGCGAAAGGGGAUCGUCUCCUGCUCAGAGUGACCGUUCUGGUUCGGUUGGUACCGAGAGGGGGCAUGGCAGCGAAGCCGAUGAGGAAAGUGACUGCGGCUCGGAGAGGGGAUUGAAAAGGAUAAAGCUCCUGAGGCCGACUCCUUUGGAUCUCACCACCAAGGUGUGAUAUUUAAGUAAUAUAUUUAUUCUAGUGGACAAGAAGACUAGAUUUCAGUCAUCACAGUUUUAUGAAUCUUCCACAAACAAAGUUUGGGAUUUUUUUACGACAAAGGCAUGUCAGAUCAGGAACUGAUCUUUCAUUUGAAAAUAUAUCAGAGAGGGGGCGAUGACAGAUGUGUUGUUCG
Leptinotarsa decemlineata (Colorado potato beetle) is the source of this 1443-nucleotide messenger RNA. RefSeq names its product knirps (gene Kni). The record is from RefSeq and is a predicted model, not a curated record. Lineage: Eukaryota; Metazoa; Arthropoda; Insecta; Coleoptera; Chrysomelidae. Gene Ontology annotation, molecular function: zinc ion binding; sequence-specific DNA binding; DNA-binding transcription factor activity. Gene Ontology annotation, biological process: regulation of DNA-templated transcription.